Molecule: messenger RNA, 938 nt
Organism: Mya arenaria
Lineage: Eukaryota; Metazoa; Mollusca; Bivalvia; Myida; Myidae
Product: pyridoxal 5'-phosphate synthase subunit PdxT-like
Exons: 3
Coding region: 143-832 (229 amino acids)
Biological process (GO): pyridoxal 5'-phosphate biosynthetic process; pyridoxine metabolic process
Cellular component (GO): cytosol; glutaminase complex
Molecular function (GO): glutaminase activity
Source: RefSeq, a predicted model, not a curated record
CUUCUCUAUGCCACUAAAGCCAUUCUAAAGUAUCAAACAAGGUGUAUGAAACAGGAUUGAACCAGCCACAAAGAUCAAUUACCUCAGUGUAUAAUUAGAACAAGCUUUAUACAGUUGAUUUCGUCUUUAAAGAUCGAGUACAAUGCCUCUAGCGGGCACUAGUCACACCGAUGUCUCUCCGGUGAACGUCGGCAUUCUGGAAGUUCAAGGGGCUUUUAUGGAGCACAAGGUCUCCCUGCAGAAGGCCGCCAGUUCACUGGACCUCGAGAUCCACGUGCAUGGGAUUCGAACGGCAGGUGACAUAACAGACAGUCUGGAGGGAUUAAUAAUUCCAGGUGGGGAGAGCACAACAAUAAGCAUUUACCUUAAACGUAACAAUAUGGAAGAUGUUCUGAGAAAGUGGGUUCUCAAUGAGCGCCACGUUACGUGGGGCACGUGUGCAGGAAUGAUUUUGCUGGCAAAGGUCACCGAAAACCAAAAGCUCGGAGGACAAACUUCGCUUGGGGUUAUGGACAUGGACGUAUCAAGAAAUUUCUUUGGGCGACAACUGCAAAGUUUCGAGGCACCAGUAUCAAUAACAGACAAACAUUUCAGCGUUGUUACAGGAUAUGACACGUUUCCAGGCGUAUUUAUUCGAGCACCAGCCAUCGUGAAAGUGUUAAGCUCGGACGUACAAGUUCUUGCAACAACAAGGGCACCAGACGCUGAGGACGACGUCAUUGUGGCCGCUAAACAAGGAAACGUCAUCACUUCUGCGUUCCACCCGGAGUUGACAGAAGACUGUUCAUGGCAUAUGUAUUUCUUGCAGACUAUUAUCUUAAAACGAACGUGAACUAAUCUCAUAAAGCGAAUGUGAUAUAUACCGGACCUGGUUAUAACUUGCCCAUCUUUUUGGAUCUACAUUACUGUACAGACUAUUCAGGGAAUGACUAAUCAGA